AUGCACCGGUACGGAGUGAAAAGACGGCAGUACGACCGAGGGUUGAGCUGGGCUGCUUGCUCGCUGCUGUGGACUGGAGUGGAGCAUUUUGAUUGGAAGAGGACUGGUGCUACUUUCAAUCCAUUCAAGUCUAGUCUGGUGUUCCGGCUUACAGCAGGGAUUAAUGCGCGACGACGUUUCAUGGAAUGUACAGAAAGAGAUUUGCGUGGGAGAAUGAGGAGGGAGUUUUUGCCUGGGGGAGGAGAGAAAGGCGGGAGGAGACGAGCGAGGGUUCCAGUGUCCUCGCAUUCAAAUGUUUGUAAGGAAACGAAAGCAAGCAAGCUCAAGGAGCACACGAUGUCUACAGUCUGUCAUUUUUCCAUCAGAUACGACCAUCAUGCCGCUUCCCUGAAGGGCCGGGACCGGGAUCACUUUCAAACGGAUACGUCAUCACAUACCAAGAUCUCAGGCGAGUUAAGAACAGAUUGA
Selaginella moellendorffii is the source of this 468-nucleotide messenger RNA. RefSeq lists its product as uncharacterized. NCBI's taxonomy places the organism in Eukaryota, Viridiplantae, Streptophyta, Lycopodiopsida, Selaginellales, Selaginellaceae. The transcript is spliced from 5 exons. The coding region runs from base 1 to 468 and encodes 155 amino acids. The record is from RefSeq and is a predicted model, not a curated record.